AUGGCCGGUAACUUCUUCGUGGCGCCGGAGGAGCAGAUCAUGGCGGAUCCGGCUGGAUUCAUGGUCGAUCUGAACCUCCAGUUCGACGACCAGGACGACGGCGCCGACACGUCGGCGGCCGCGUGCAAGAGGAAGUUCGGCGACCAGAACGGCACACAGAGCGACACGGUCGCCGCCCCGAAGAAGAAGGCGCGCUCCACGGCACCACCGGUGCAGAGGAAGGGCAAGAGCGGCGCGCAGCCCAAGAAGGCUUCGAAGGGCUCGUGCAGCCGAGGCGCCCAGGAAGAGAACAAUGGCGAGGCCAACAACAACGUGCAGAGCUCCAGCAACUACCUCUCCGACGAGGAGGGCUCGCUGGAGAUGACCUCCUGCAGCAACAUGAGCUCGGCGUCCAAGAAGACGUCGUCGUCGCGAGGUGACCACGGCCUCGGCGGCGGCGCCAAGGCGAGGGCCGGGCGCGGAGCGGCCACCGACCCGCAGAGCCUCUACGCCAGGCAGAAACGUAGAGAAAAGAUCAACGAGCGGCUGAAGGUGCUGCAGAACCUCAUCCCUAAUGGAACCAAGGUGGACAUCAGCACGAUGCUGGAAGAAGCAGUCCACUACAUCAAGUUCAUGCAGCUCCAGAUCAAGCUUUUGAGCUCGGAUGACAUGUGGAUGUUCGCGCCGAUCGCCUACAACGGGUUCAACGUCGGCCUCGACCUCAAGAUCGCUCCGCCGCAGCAAUGA
This is a messenger RNA of Triticum aestivum (bread wheat), 726 nucleotides long. Its product is annotated as transcription factor RSL2-like. Lineage: Eukaryota; Viridiplantae; Streptophyta; Magnoliopsida; Poales; Poaceae. The record is from RefSeq and is a predicted model, not a curated record. Gene Ontology annotation, biological process: regulation of transcription by RNA polymerase II. Gene Ontology annotation, molecular function: protein dimerization activity; DNA-binding transcription factor activity, RNA polymerase II-specific; RNA polymerase II cis-regulatory region sequence-specific DNA binding. The transcript is spliced from 5 exons. Bases 1 to 726 code for a protein of 241 amino acids. Gene Ontology annotation, cellular component: nucleus.